Zootoca vivipara (common lizard) is the source of this 6476-nucleotide messenger RNA. It is a transcript of the gene LURAP1, whose product is annotated as leucine rich adaptor protein 1. Gene Ontology annotation, biological process: positive regulation of cytokine production; positive regulation of canonical NF-kappaB signal transduction. The record is from RefSeq and is a predicted model, not a curated record. NCBI's taxonomy places the organism in Eukaryota, Metazoa, Chordata, Lepidosauria, Squamata, Lacertidae.
AUUGUGCUUUCCUAUCCCUGCUCAGGCAGGUGGGAGAGGCUGGAGCAGCAGGAGCAGCCGCCGCCGCGUGGGACGUCACUGGGUGACCUGCCAUUGCCGGACGGCCCCGCGCGGGAGGAGACUCUAAAGGGACGAGGGAUCUCUUUUGUCCUUCGGGGCUGCCUGGAGAAAAGGCAGCUUCGCAGCUCCGGCAGCAGCCGUUUCCCCGCUCUCCCGCUGCUGCUGCGUGGGGCGGCAACUUUUGCAGGGAGCCCCCUGUCAACUUAUGCCAGGAGUGGAUGUCCGCCUCUCCAGAAGGUCCUGGAAGGAGAAAGCAAGGGCGGCCGCUGCCCUCCGCUUCUCCUAGAGAAGGCGGGAGCGAAGCGAAGGGGGUUUCAUAACUGGCCAAAUCCCAGAUGGGGAGCAGUGAUAAAAGAGAGAUCGGAAAGUGGGGAGUGUUGGGAGCCGAGAGGUUUGCAGAGUGAGGGCGAGGCCCACCCCGGAUCCUUGGGGCGAGAGGCUUGGCUGCCUGCUAAUCCACCCCAGCCCCGCCCCAGAUCUUUGGGGUGCGCUGGGGUGCAGGCCGCCGAGGCGCUGGCUGCCAAUUUCUUGAUUAAGCAGCGAGGCGCGUUGCUACUUGCGAGCGCAUGUAGAGCCCGCCCGCUUUGACUUUGGGAAGGAGUUGGGGGGGGGGGUCCCUUUGCUUCCUACUGUUCCACGCAGGGCCCUUCCCCCAAUCUGAAGGCGGCUCCAGUCUCCUGGGCAUGGAGGUUCCGGGGAGUUGCGCCGAGCUCCCGCUGCCCCACGACCUGAAGGACCUGGAGAGCAAAGUAGGGCAGAAGGCCCCCGACGGGCUGCUCCGCUGGCUAAGGGAGGAUCCCGCCGCUCAUCUGCUCCGGAGCAGCCCCAGCCGGGGUCUGCGCCACGGACUGGGAGAGAAGAUCAAGGCGCUGAAGCUGGAGCUGGCCUACCUGAGAGCAAUAGACAUCAAGAUCCUACAGCAGCUAGUAGCAGUGCACGAGGGCAUAGAGGCGGUGAAGUGGCUCCUGGAGGAGAAAGGGAUGCUGACCAGCCGCUGCAGCAGCCUCACCAGCAGCCAGUACAGCCUGGUGGAGAGUCAGGAAACAUCCCGGCGGGGCAGCUGGAACAGCCUUCAAGACCCCAAUGACAAGUUGGACAGCAUCUCCAUUGGCAGCUAUUUGGACACACUUGCUGAUGAUAUGGACGAGUAUGGGCAAAGCUCUUCCAUGGAACCCAUAAUGUCCUCCACCCCGGGCAGGCCACUGGCUAGAGCCGAGCUGGAAAGAUCAAAGAAUGACCUAGAUAGGGCCUUUCCUGCCAAAGGUGAGAAAGAGCCGGAGAAAAGCAAAACGUGCCUUGAGAGGGUCCCUGUUAAAAGCCAGAGUUCAAGUGAGCCAAACAGAGCUGCUGGGCAGUCACCACCAAUGGCCAAUGGGAUUUUGGGCAGAAAUGUCCCAGGGCUGGAGCAAAGCACUGAGGUUAAGUUUCCCGUGGCAGCUGCCGAGCAGUUGAGCAGCCCAGCAGCAAAGGCCUCGAGGAGCAGCAGAGUUGACUUGGAGAACUGCAAGUUGAAUAGCAGGAGGCACUUGGAGUAUGAUGCCCAUUGGCAGUGGGUUCAGUCUCAAGACGAUGUGACGUUCUUGUAGCAUCCCAGACUUGCUGCCUGGGCUAGCAGGUUAUGGGCUCAGGGCCUCAUGCAGCUACAGUAGUUUGCACUUUGGACUGGACCAUCUGUUUUCCUUGCCAAAAUGGUUGCUUCUGUUUGCUGCAUUUGCUGGUGGACACAACAUAGAGUUGCAUGGUUCUCCCUUGUCAUCAACCCCCUCUAAGAACAGGUCUUGGGUCGAGCGAUAGCUGUUGGAGGGGUUAUUGACCUUCCAUCAUGGCAUCCUUCAAUCUUGUGCAAUAAUGUUUCUAGUCUCUGAGAGAGGUGCUGCGUUUUCAUGUGUGGCACAUCACUGCUUCCACGCAUCCAUGAGGUUUGGAGAAACAUCUUCAUCUUAAGAGCAACGAGGCACACGUACCUUGAUGCAACCCACAUGGCUUUCCUUGGGAGAACUCUGCCCCCUAUUCUUCCUGUUCAUGUUAAUGGAGAGUUGUUCGUGGGUUUCAGGUGGGAAGCAGAGUCACGCCUUAGACACCACUUCCCCUUCUCAUCUGUUUCAUUAAUAUGCACUUUGAUGGGGAGAUAAUCCAUCCUUUGCUGAAUAGUUCAGCAAAGUCCCAGGUUUAAGAAAGGAAUGGGGAAAACAAAUUCUGGUUUCUUUGCAUCACUCACCAUGAUGAACAUUCCUCUCUGCUCUUCGCUGCCUCCACCUGAGCUGGAGCAGAGGAAAGUCGGGGAGGACUGGGGGGAGCAGGAACCAUUUCUACAGUCCUGGCGUGCAUCAAAGGUACUUUGAGAAGGGCCAGAGCAGGAAUGGGGACACCCAUAUCCAGGGGACAAGCACAGUCCUCCAGACUUCUCUGUCUGGCCUGCAGGGAUCCCCUACAGGCUGCUUUCCCCCAGCUACACUCCUCUGUGGCCACAGCCCUCACCAGUCCUACUUUGCAUCCUCCUUGGGUGUUUUUGUCUGGCUGGACUGUGUCCUUGAACUCUGAAAAUGCUUCUUGGUUGCUUGGAUGGAGGAUAGAGGUGUGAGUGUUUGUGCCUACUCUGUACAGUGGUAACUCUCUGCCCACUGGCACUUCCCUCCACUGAGAUGUGGCCCCCAGAAGUUUGUCUAGAAGUGCCUCUGUUGCACUGAAGGUGUUCCAAGUGUAGCGUCCCCAGUUCCAUGCUUUGAGGGAGCUCAAGUACCUUGGAGGUACACAAACAAGCCCCAGAUCUCUUUCCAAGCUUGAAUUGGGGGGGGGGGCAGGAAUCAUGUUUGGUUGUGCAUUGCUUUUCCAAAGUGUCUCAUGUGCCCCUGAUGCUAAAACAUGAUGUUGGAGACAGGACACUGCCUCUCUCUGGUGUUCACACAUUUUACAAGGCCAGCCUUCAUCAGCCUGGUACCCUUCAGAUGUUUCUGAUCUAUAGCACCCAUCACCCCUGACCCUUGCUACAGGCUAGCUUGAGCAAACAGGGUUGUUGUUGUGGAAACAUUUGAAGGGCACCAGAUUGGGGAAAGUUGAUCAAUGAAAAUUCAGGGGAGAAGAACUGAGGGUGUGCUCAAAUGUUCGGGAGCCAGCAUAUUUUCCGGUGUCAGCUCCGCAGAGGGACACAGACACAGACAGAUAUGCUUUGGUCACUAUCUUCAGGCUGAUAGGCAGGGACCUGGGUUUCUCCCAACCCUAUGUGCUUUGAUUCUGGUGUGGAUUCAAAGAAGUUGACUAGCUUUUCUCCUGUACUAAGAGGGAGAUGGAAUUACCUGAUUUUGUGGGGAUGUCAUAAAGCCAAUCUAAUCCUCCUCUUUUUUAAGAAAGGGAAUAAAGGAGCAGGCUGAAGUAGUUCUGGCUUUGUUUAAAUUAAUGGUACCUUUAACCCGCUUUGGCUGAGACUGAAACAGGACCAAUUUUGGACUGUCUCUGAUGCAAAUCCUCCAGUCUCUUCCCUGUAAGGUUUGACAAUUCAUUUGCUAUUCCCUCCUCCCCACUGCACCAUGCCCCACAUUGCUGCGAUUUUUGACCUACCAGCAUUGUAGACAAUGUCAGAUUAAUAAAAGCAGGGUGGACAGGUGCUGUCAGUAACGCCAGAUAUCUGUCAGCCUUACAUAAUUUUGCAGUGCUUCUGUUGAGGCACGGUGCACUUUCAUCCUGCAAGUUUCAAUACCAUUUUUUCACAGCACAGCAUGCUACAUUCUGAAUCCUCAUGAUAUUCUAUUUGAAAUCCUUUUAAACAUGGUUUUGUAUUUGAGGAGCAUGCAUCUUCUCCCUAGAUUUUCUUUCAGAUCCUUGCGUGCCAAAAUGACACCGGCCAAUCUGGUCUUACCAUCUUUUCUGUGAAGGCUCACUUAAAUUUUCCGUGUCUGUUAUGCUCAUCAUUCUUAAAGGUGCCAGUUCCUCAGCUGCAAUACAACGUCCAGCACUCAGUUAUGCAUGGCGUGUGAUGAAAGAAAAUGUGUCCAGCCGUAUGACAGAAUUUAUUGUGCGUUUGAAUUCUGGUUUUGACAACAAAGUCACAACAGUCCUCUCCUGAAGGUUUGAACGUAAUUCUACGGAGGAAAACACACACACACACACACACACACACACCACAAAGUGUUGCCUCAACAACCUUAAGGACUUGUUCUUUUCUCAGGCCGCUAAGAAGACACACAGAUUUCACAUGUAAUGCUGAGUUGCAAAGGGUGAAAUUGCACAGAACCCUUAAUUGUGUAACAGCAAUUGACUUUUUUUUUAAAAAGGAUUCAACUUUGAACAAUGGGGGGAGGGGACUUUAAUCCUUUCCUCCUAUGUUAUCACCCUGAUACUAUUUCUUCCCAAACUGCUACUUUUGGGGGUGGAGAGCAAAAUUGAGAGAGGAAGGCAUUUUCCCUUCAAACUAUGACAUGGGGCUGACAAAGGGUUAGCUCCUUCCCCACCUCCACCUGAUUGCACCCCCCACCUGAUUGCACCUCCCGGGGUGUGUGUGCAAUUUAAACAGCAUGUUUAAAGACAAACUACAUGCAUUUUAGGAACAAGACACAUUUAUUUCAAUCAUGUGAUUGAUGGUGGCCAAUCUAAUUGGACCCCUGAUGCCUCCUCCCCCCUGAGCCUCUUCUGAGCUGCUGUGGGUUGGUACAAACUAUGUGGUCUUAAAAACCUGAAGAAUCCAAACUCAGAAAUAUUGCUUCAUCUGUCAGUUAUAUCCACCCUUAAAGCUUUUUGUAUGCGUGUCAGUAUACCAACACCUUGGCUUGAAAGGACAAAAAGCCAGCUUGCAGCAGUAGUGUGGGUCAGUGAAUGACGAGAAGAUUAUGAAUAGAUUCCACAAGCAAUGUUGUCUAAUGCCUCUGCCCAUGUUUCCAACCCCAAGAACAAUCACUUGACAGUAUAAAGUCUAGAUCACGAUUCAUAUCAGCAAACUUUGACUUCAGAGCCUGAAAAUGACAUUUUGAAAACAAAUCCGUACAUAUUUGAUUUCAUCCAAAUAAAUGUGCAAUCAAAAUCAGUGCACACAAAUGUGGCAGAUUAACAUUUGCUUCCAAAGCAACUUAAGAACAAACAGAUGUUUACAAUGUGAACGCUUCACAUUUGGGAUGAGUUUGCUUAAAAUAUAUAGUUCACUUCUACUUGCUGCAAAACUUGGAGAAUAUGCCCAAAAAUUGAGAAUUAGAAAACUGGGUGGGAACAAUGUUUGUCUGGUCCAACUUCCUGUCCAGAGACUGGACAGUCCACCCAACUGCUUCAACAUACCUAAUCCAGAUCACAGAAUGUCCCAAGCAGGUGCACGGCUGGGAAAAACCAAACCCUGCGCAGGAAAUGGCCUCAAAUGAUUCAAACCAGAGAACAAAGCAAUAUGCUGCAGAAUAAGGCAAAUAAAGAAAUCCAGGUUCUCUAGGCAAUAUGACCAGAAGGAAGCUUCUUUCCAAAUUGUUAGAAUGCAGAGUAAAUUGCCUUGAAUCACAAUGUAUUGUUCAUCUGGAUACAGCACACAUCACUAGGUGGAGUUUAAAGAUGUUGACCCUUUUUGAAAUAUUCCCAUAACAAAAUUGAUGGGAAUUUCCAGUGUUCUCACCUAGGAGAAUUCAUUUUGCUGUUUGCAGAGAGAAAAGCAUUUUAUAACUCAUGAAGAUUUCUCUUGCAUAGCCGGGAAAGAUGGACUCUUGAGGUUGAUUCUUCUUAAAAACCACAAUUGUGUAUGAGAAAAACAAAUCCCAGUGCAUUCCAGUGGAUAAUGCAAAUCAUAUUAUCAAAUAAAAUUUUUCAGUCUUCCCUUCGGUGUCGUCUCCUUGCUUUCUUAUAUAGACACAAUCACUUGCAGAUGGAGCCCAGCAUAUUAAAUUUUGUGGAAUUAGCUGAGAUUUCCACUUCCUUUUGGAUGCAAUGACAACUACUCCAUAAAAUGUAAAGUAAACUCUGAAUUGCUAAUGUAUUUAAUUGUGUUUAACCGCCUAAUUCAGUUCCCACCAACUCUGAGGUGUGUGCCUUGGGCUCCUCACAGGUAAGGAGCAGUAUUUCUACAGCAUCAGGGGAGCUGUCCAGCCAUUGAGUCAGAAAUAGACCACAAGAUUAGGAACUGGGCAGGAGACAGUGUUGUACUAGCAACAUACAGACAGCAAGGCAGAGAGGUUUUAUAGCUGUGCCUGUUACAGUACCCCUUUCUUGUGCAUCAGUAGGCGCCUGACUCGGAGUACCCUUUUUGGUUCUUUCUUCCAAGCAGGGAUCGGAGAUGGGAGGCUUCAUUUGUUUAUUUUGUUAAAUUUGUAUUCUACCUUUCCAAUGAAUGGAGUUCCAGGUGGCUAACAGCAACCAUGCAAAUACAGUAAAGGGACCCCUGACCAUGGGCCAAAGACUUGCCCUUCUAUGGAGAACUUGGGGAAAUGUAAUGAUUUUAAAGAGACAGACAGUCU